Molecule: messenger RNA, 796 nt
Organism: Capsella rubella
Lineage: Eukaryota; Viridiplantae; Streptophyta; Magnoliopsida; Brassicales; Brassicaceae
Product: bet1-like protein At4g14600
Exons: 4
Coding region: 210-623 (137 amino acids)
Source: RefSeq, a predicted model, not a curated record
UCAUUGAACCGAAGAGAACCCGCCAGCUUCGUUUCAUCGAUCGUCGGAUUUACACUUUUCGUUUCUCGAAUUUUUCCUCUGAUUUUUCAAAAUUGUUCUUCUGUUCUUUCGAUUUGCGAUUUCUCGAUCUCGAUUUCGAUUCUUUUAACCUCAGCAGAUUUCGAAUUUAGGUAUUUUUUUAAAAAAAUUCCCUCUCAGAUUUCGCGUCGAUGGCGUCUAAUCCUCACAGAGGCGGUGCCGGUGGUUCUCUAUACGGCGGCGCUGCUCCGUAUAGAUCCGGGGAAGGGCUUAGCACUAGAAAUGCUGCUGGUUCAGAGGAAAUCCAGCUGAGGAUUGAUCCUAUGCACUCUGAUCUUGAUGACGAGAUCAGUGGUCUCCAUGGCCAAGUCAGACAGUUGAAAAAUAUUGCUCAAGAAAUUGGGUCAGAAGCGAAGUUUCAGAGGGACUUCUUAGAUGAACUGCAAAUGACAUUGAUCAGAGCGCAAGCUGGGGUGAAGAACAACAUAAGGAAACUGAACUUGAGCAUAAUCCGUAGCGGCAACAACCACAUCAUGCACGUGGUUCUUUUUGCGCUCCUCCUCUUCUUUAUCCUCUACAUGUGGUCCAAGAUGUUCAAAAGAUAGAGAGACUCAUGACAUACAUAGUUUUGUAAACCCAAAAAAAAAAUGCCCCUUGAUGAAUGUUGAUGACAAGUUGUAGAAAUAUCCUUAGAUUACAACAUUUUGUGGUUCUUCUCGCUCCCUGUUAUAUAGAGUGCUUGUUUGGAACAUUUAUAUAUGAUAGCAAAAUUUGAUCA